Cuscuta campestris is the source of this 2913-nucleotide messenger RNA. Lineage: Eukaryota; Viridiplantae; Streptophyta; Magnoliopsida; Solanales; Convolvulaceae. The record is from the annotation of a GenBank genome assembly.
ACAUAGAAACUGGUCAUCGCUCGGGCGGCUGCAGGGCCUUGUCAGUGAGGUUAAGACGUGCGCACGAGGGUCUGCGAUCUUGGGUUUGAGGCCAUCGCCCGAGGGAUCCUACCUCCACCGAAUUGAGGCCAUCUUCGAAUGAGUCAAGAAUCGACCCACGGUCAGUACGUUCCGGAGCCGGAGCACGUGAGCGUGCACACGGUGAACACCGAGGGUUCGAGUUUCACGCCUCCGGGUGACGGAGGGCAACAGCAGAAUCAACCUGCGCCAGCGGGACAGCCACCAGCUGUACCACCGCCAGUCGUACCACCUCCAGUGAUGCCACCGUUGGCGAUACCGCCGGUGGCCUACGAGCAGAUGUUCCCGGCCAUGAUGGCCCAUUAUAUGCAGCACAUGGCGCAGUUUAUGCCCAUGUUCCAGCCACCGCCACCACCACAGCCGCAGCCGCGCAUCGUCACCUUCAAGAUGUUGAAGGAUAAUGGAGCGGAAGUGUUCCGAGGAGAGAAUAUGGGGGAGCCCCAGAUUGCAUUGGAUUGGCUUGAGCAGAUGGACCGGGUACUCAAAAAUUUGAGAGUCCCAGAUGCUGAUCGCUCAGAGUUGGCGUCACAGAUGUUCCGGAAGGGAGCAUAUGAUUGGUGGAAGCGCAUUGACCAAGAUCCACACACGCCCAAGCCGUGGACCUGGGAUCGCUUUGAUCGAGCCUUCACGAAGGAGUACAUACCCACCCGGUACCGCGAGGAGAGGCGCGAUGAGUUCGUUGCGCUUAAGCAGGAGGGGAUGUCACUGCCUGAACUGAGACAGAGGUUCGACUACUUGUCCCAGUACGCGACGAGUCUAGUCUCCACUCCGGAGGAUCGUUUGAAUGAGUUCGUCAAGAAGCUACGGCCGGACUUGAGGCCGUACGCCGCACUGAUCACGACGACAGAUUUUAAUGCGGCGUACGAUUUGAUUGUGAAAACGGAGAAGAGCUUGGAUGAUUUGCAGGCAACCAAGAAGGAGGAUCGAGCGACGAAAGACCCGCGACCCGCGGCCAGCACUGGGCCGAGCGGGAAGAGUUUUGGAUUCGGGGGAAAGAGGUACGAGAAGGGUUCUUCGAGUGCGCCACCGCCUAAGAGGAGUAAGUCGAGGCCGUCUCCGUCGGCCGCCGCUAGCAACUCGAACAGAACGAGGAGCCACCCGCAAUGUGUACAUUGUGGUAGGCAUCACCCGGGAGAGUGUUGGCUCGCCCAUGGCUUAUGUUUGGGUUGUGGUCAGCCAGGGCAUUUCAGGAGGCAUUGCCCGACAAACCCUAGCAGCGAGCCUGUUUUACCUAGAGCUCAGGAUCAGCCUGCCGCAUCACAUCCAGCACGGAGUCAGCAGUCUACGGCCGCAAAUAAUCAGCAGAAAGCACGUCCGCAGCAGUCAGUCCAGGCACCAGCGCGUACCUACGCCAUGCAUGGGCGCACAAAUCCUAGUCCCGAUGUUAUCUUGGGUACGUUCAUACUAUUUGAUUCGGUUAUGCAUGCCUUGAUCGAUCCGGUAGCGUCGUCCCUCGAUCGCCGCCUCUUCGCCGAUCGACCUCCACUGCCAGCGCCGGUUGCUCGCCGCCGGAAGCCCGCCGCCAUCAUCUCCGUCCAAUUAGAGCAGCCAGCCGCCGGCGUCGCCCUUCUCCAGCCUCGCCGCACCAGCCAACAGCGACCUUACCGUCGCCAGAAGCUAGUCGCUGCCCAGCGCCGCCGCUGCUUCCUUCGCCACCUGUCGCCGCCUCAUCGCCGACGAAUUGCAGCGCCGCCGCGCCCAGCGCCGGACGUCGCCUCCAGCCGCCGUCGCCGAGCUUCCAACUGUUGUUUCACCUUCGCCGGCCGUCCGCCGCCAGUCGCUGCCCAGCGCCGCCGACGACGGUUCACCUCGUCGUUCUGCCGGACGUCGCCUCCACUGCCGGCGUCCUUCCCCGCCGUCGAUUGCAGCGCCGCCAGUCGCUGUUCAUCGCCGACGACGGUUCACCUCGUCGUUCUACCGGACGUCGCCUCCACUGCCGGCGUCCUUCCCCGCCGUCGAUUGCAGCACCGCCAGUCGCUGUUCAUCGCCGUCGAGCUGCCGCUCCGCCACUGUCGCCGGCCCGCCUCAACAAUGGCCGGUGGAAAAUCAAAAUCAAAGGCUUCCAAGAAGAAGGUCACCGUCGAAGCCUCAAGCUCUGCGCCUAAGCCAUUCCCCUAUCUCGAUGGGUCUUUCUUGGAGUUCGGGUCGGAGGAGGAACUCAACCAAUUCCACACGCACUUUGCCAAGCAUCCCAUUUCUCCGCCUAGGGUGCUGCCCGAGUUAUACCCUCAACAAAAGGGGUACCACGACCUCGACAAUCAGGUUCAAGCGUCGGGUCUGUGGUUGUUCGUCUCCAGGAGCCGCCAGUCCUACAAUCCCGCCUUUGUUCGAGCCUUCUACUCAAAUCUCCACCGCGACGGGGACACCAUCUGCAGCAGCAUCAAUCUCUAUGACAUAGAGAUUGACUUGCCGACCUUUGCACGGAUCGCAGGGCUACCCAUCCGCGGUGACGACAUCGCGACGUACGGUGGCGACGAUUGGAUCCUCAACAACGAGGCAGUGGUCAUCCGAGAGCUAGGGAUCACCAACCUCAUCCGCCACAGCGGCGCGCCAACGAUUCACUCGGCCCCACCUGACAAGGAUCCAUCCGGCGUUCGGCCAAACCAAAAACCAAGCCAUCCGGCGUUCGGCUUUCAGAAACCGGCGUUCGGCAUUUGGUUUUCGGCGUUGGUUUUUGGCAUCCGAACCAACCAAGUGGUUUUCAACAUUUUAUGAUUGUUUUUUACUCCUUGGCAUGUUUAAACAGUUCUCCAGUAAAAACACCUUGAAAACCACCUUUCGUUUUUUGUCGUUUGGCAAAAACCACGCAAAACGGCAUAAACUUGGCUAGCCGUG